Penicillium angulare is the source of this 501-nucleotide messenger RNA. RefSeq lists its product as uncharacterized. Lineage: Eukaryota; Fungi; Ascomycota; Eurotiomycetes; Eurotiales; Aspergillaceae. The transcript is spliced from 2 exons. The coding region runs from base 1 to 501 and encodes 166 amino acids. The record is from RefSeq and is a predicted model, not a curated record.
AUGGAGGCCAACGACCGUACAAUUGGCAUACGGAGCCACAACACGCGAGAGGCAUACAUCAACAGACUCGUCAAAAAGAUGCUUGCGCCUGACAGUCUUAUCUUCCCAAUGAGACCCGAGGGUAACCCCCAGGAGGAGCAAGAUGAACAAUAUACACGCCGUCGAGUUCUUGGACUACUGACUGCGCAGUCGUAUGUGGUCGCGCAGUUUAUGCAUAAAAUCGACGUAAGCAUACACGGCAUAAGGCCAUAUGAGAAUGGACCACCAGUCGGAGCAUUUGAUCCCGAAACACCACCAAAGAAUUGGCAUGCCUGCGAUAUGCAUGACUCUGAGGAUAUUUCUCGGUUGGAAGGCCGUAGGACUGUGUUGAUUGUGUGGCCCGCUUUUUGGUAUAUACUAUAUGAAAAACGCGACAAAAAUGGGUUAAUAGAGAGGGAAUCUUGUGAGCCGCCCGGCUACUGGGAGGCGAGAGACUGGUGGUAUGUGGAUGAGGAGGGCUAG